Messenger RNA from Telopea speciosissima, 1352 nucleotides. RefSeq names its product 24-methylenesterol C-methyltransferase 2. The transcript has a single exon. Gene Ontology annotation, biological process: steroid biosynthetic process. The record is from RefSeq and is a predicted model, not a curated record. Gene Ontology annotation, molecular function: S-adenosylmethionine-dependent methyltransferase activity. NCBI's taxonomy places the organism in Eukaryota, Viridiplantae, Streptophyta, Magnoliopsida, Proteales, Proteaceae. Bases 50 to 1135 code for a protein of 361 amino acids.
UAUUUAACUUUACUUUCCUCUUCUUUUCUUCUCCGUCUCUCGAUCAAAAAUGGAUUCUUUGGCUCUGUUCUGUACGGCGGGUCUCCUGUUCGGCGGCCUCUACUGGUUCAUCUGCAUCUUGGGAUCGGCAGAGCAGAAGGGCAAGCGAGCGGUGGACCUCACCGGAGGCUCAAUCUCACGGGAAAAAGUCCAGGACAAGUACAAGCAGUACUGGACCUUCUUCCGCCGACCUAAAGAGAUCGAGACGGCGGAGAAAGUCCCAGCCUUCGUCGAUACGUUCUACAAUCUGGUGACUGACAUCUACGAAUGGGGUUGGGGACAAUCCUUCCACUUUUCACCUUCCAUUCCCGGCAAAUCUCACAAAGAUGCCACUCGCCUCCACGAAGAGAUGGCCGUCGAUCUGCUCAACGUUAAGCCAGGAGACCGGAUCCUCGAUGCUGGAUGCGGAGUCGGUGGUCCUAUGCGUGCCAUCGCCGCCCAUUCACGUGCCAAUGUGGUGGGCAUCACCAUCAACGAGUAUCAGGUGAAGCGUGCUCGGAUGCACAACAAGAAAGCCGGUCUCGAUUCGCUCUGCGAGGUCGUCUGCGGAAACUUCCUCGAAAUGCCUUUCCCUGACAACAGCUUCGACGGUGCCUACUCGAUCGAAGCUACCUGCCAUGCUCCCAAGCUUGAGGAGGUCUACGCAGAGAUCUACAGGGUGUUGAAGCCUGGAUCAAUGUACGUGUCUUACGAGUGGGUCACGACCGAUAGGUACAGGGCGGAGGACCCGGAGCAGGUGGAGAUUAUUCAUGGGAUUGAGAGAGGUGAUGCAUUGCCUGGAUUGAGGAGGUACGAUGAGGUUGCAGACACUGCGAGGAAGGUUGGAUUCGAAGUUGUGAAGGAGAAGGAUCUGGCGAAACCCCCUUCAAAACCAUGGUGGCAGAGGUUGAAGAUGGGAAGGAUUGCUUACUGGAGAAACCAUAUCUUGGUGAUUCUGCUAUCUUGGAUUGGGAUCGCACCUAAGGGUGUUGUCGAUGUCCAUGAGAUGCUAUUCGUGACCGCCGAUUACCUCGCCAGAGGUGGGGAGACGGGGAUUUUCACUCCGAUGCACAUGAUCCUCUGCAGGAAGCCGGAAUCCUCCCCUUCCUCCUCUUAGUGUUUUGUUUGCUUAGAUUAUCAAAUCAAAUUCCAAUCUUGAAGUUUCAAAGGGGGAUUGGGAUUAUUGCACACGGAGGUACCCCUGCCCUCUCUCUUCUGUUACUUUCUUCUUCGCCCCUCCCCCUUUUUAUGUUAAUUUGUUUCUUUUUCAUUAUUAUCAUCUUCAGUGUAGUUGUUCUUCUUUUGGUUAAUUUUCUGGUUGGAUUUCUUCUUGU